CCUGCAGAGGCCCUCGUCGGGGCCACACACACCCGGAAGAGCUCACCAGGCACCACCGGCCGCCGCCACGACCACGGUGUCGCCCUCGCAGCCUCACAGCGCGGCAAUCCACCUUGGCACUGCCAACAAGGCGAGAACACCGGCCAGCGCAGGCGCAGUGACAACUGGUGCAGCAACUCCGGCAGAUUACGGCCGAUCGAUCGAUGGCAGCAGCAACAGCAAGGCCCAUGGAGCUCUGCUUCGCCUCGCGCGCCGCGACGCCGACGCCGGCCGGGAGGGCGCCAGCAAGGCCGAAGAAGCGGCGCGCCGGCACCACCGUGCGGUGCGCGGCGACGGCACCGGCGCCGAUGGGGGAGAAGACGGAGUACCGCGACGGGCCGCUGGAGCGCGCGUUCAUGGGGUUGUUCGCGCGCAAGAUGGAGAAGUACGCGGCCGGCGGCGGCGGCAGGAAGAAGCCGCAGCCGGCGGAGGAGGAGAAGGAGAAGGCGGUGUGGGAGUGGGACUACGAGAGCUUCGUGGACGUGUCGCGGCGCGUGAUGGUGGGGCGGACGCGCGCGCAGCAGCAGGAGGCCGUGCGCGAGGUGCUCCUCUCCAUGCUCCCCCCCGGCGCGCCGGAGCAGUUCCGGAAGCUCUUCCCGCCAACGCGCUGGGCGUGCGAGUUCAACGCCGCGCUCACCGUGCCCUUCUUCCACUGGCUCGUCGGCCCCUCGGAGGUCAUCGAGGUGGAGGUCAACGGCGUCAAGCAGAAGAGCGGGGUGCUCAUCAAGAAAUGCAGGUACCUGGAGAACAGCGGGUGCGUCGGGAUGUGCGUCAACAUGUGCAAGAUCCCGACGCAGGACUUCUUCACCAACGAGUUCGGACUCCCCCUCACCAUGAAUCCAAAUUUUGAAGACAUGAGCUGCGAGAUGAUAUACGGUCAGGUGCCACCUCCCUUGGAAGAGGAUCCAGCCUCAAAGCAACCUUGCUACCCAAACCUCUGUUCCAUGUCCACGCCCUCUGCCCCAGUCUGCCCCAAACUUCAGUAGACGAGGAGCUCAUCGCCGAGUCGAGUUCAGGUCCAGCGCGCAUUCAGUUUUGUCAGAGCAACUUCAGAGAAACCGGACCUGAAACUUCAUAGUGCAUAGUAACAGACCGUUCGUAGGAAGCUGUUGGUUUGAGAUCGAGAAAAUUUGCACAUGAGCAUUGGAUUGGUGCGGCGGUAACAUUAAUUUCUAUACAGAAUGUACAUAGCGUAGCUUGUAAGUACAGUUACAGAGUUGUUCUGAUUCUGAACCAGUACAGAGCAGAUUA
Messenger RNA from Panicum hallii, 1290 nucleotides. Its product is annotated as beta-carotene isomerase D27, chloroplastic. Bases 204 to 1025 code for a protein of 273 amino acids. The record is from RefSeq and is a predicted model, not a curated record. NCBI's taxonomy places the organism in Eukaryota, Viridiplantae, Streptophyta, Magnoliopsida, Poales, Poaceae. The transcript is spliced from 5 exons. Gene Ontology annotation, molecular function: iron ion binding.